Molecule: messenger RNA, 1103 nt
Organism: Coccomyxa subellipsoidea C-169
Lineage: Eukaryota; Viridiplantae; Chlorophyta; Trebouxiophyceae; Coccomyxaceae
Exons: 5
Coding region: 266-829 (187 amino acids)
Source: RefSeq, a predicted model, not a curated record
AUCACAAGCAUAAAAUUGAAUAAGAUUUAGCUUUUUAUUUAGUACAAGUAUUAAGAUGCAGAGCGCUAUGCAAAGAAGCGUUUCUCAUAUUUCUGCGAUGUGCAGUUGCAGCAGAAGUGCUGCUGUUCAUUUUGUGACACCCCCGGUCUCUUCUGCAAACGUGCAAAUUAUGCUUUUGAGAGUGCCUAUUGCAAGGACUAGUGCUGCACACCUUUUCAGCAGCAGGCAUACACACCUGCGCAACAGGUUGCAAACAGCGAUACAGAUGAGUGCAACUUCAGACUACGGCGCCAAUUGGGGGGAGGCUCCUGAGUCUUUUCUGGUUCUGGGCCUUGCUCAUUGCUUUGAGAAAGACGACAACGGAAAGCUGGUGGAUCGGUUUGUCAUCGAGCCCAUCUCAGCAAACUCCCUGGAGUGCAUGGCAACGGGCGCCAAGACUUGCUUCAAGGAGGUGAAGAGCGUGACAUUUGGCGACGCAAUGGCCCGCGACAGAUCAGUCUUGCCAGAGGAAUGGGCCAGCGCCUCUUUCUGCGAUGAGUACGACUUCCGCUGCGGCGCAUGUGCUCGCACAUGGUCCCGCCCGCACGCACAGGACAACCUCAUGGACAUUGUACCGCUGGGCCGCACAAAGAACAACUUCAACUACAACCUGGACGAGAAGCGGGUGCUCAACUUUGAGAACGUGGUGAACGACGAUGACAACAUCAAGCAGGACAUCAGCAUUGACGUCUACGGCCGCGCAGAGAAGGAGGAGGGCGCUGAUGCCGAGUCAGAGGCACCAGCAGCAAAGGAAGAGGAAGAGGAGCUGGACUCCCUCCUAGCAGCUUAAUGGGGAUAUCCUAGGGACAAGCGAUUCAGUUGACAGGCUUCUUAGUCAAGCUGCCAAGGAGACAGGCUGUGACUAAAGCUGUUAAAGCAGAACUUGAACUGCAGGUUAGGCGUGGAGAAGAUCAGAAUGUAUGUAUUUGACAUGUGCAGCAAGACAUGUUUGCUUCUGAUACACAUAUGUACCCUUAUGACUCCAGUCUGGCUGAUGUUGAGCAUUUUACAUGCUAUCCAAGCUCGUAUCAGUGGUUUGACUCUGCAAUAAUGACUUCUGAUGU